Molecule: messenger RNA, 2754 nt
Organism: Agrilus planipennis (emerald ash borer)
Lineage: Eukaryota; Metazoa; Arthropoda; Insecta; Coleoptera; Buprestidae
Exons: 4
Coding region: 22-735 (237 amino acids)
Source: RefSeq, a predicted model, not a curated record
UAUGAGUAAAUGCAGUAAAUUAUGGCUCUACGAGGAGAAAUUUCCAGUUUAACAAUGAAAAAUACAAUAUUUCAAGAUAAUUACAAUAUUGACAGAAGAUGGUGUUUUUCUGAAAAUGAAAGUAUAACGAAAAAUGAACUUUUAAAUAUAGGUGAUAUAAUUGAAGAAACUAAUAUAAAAAAAAAAGUGGAAGACAAUAGUUAUGUAAGUGAAAUUAAACUUAUCGACAGAGCAUGGCGUUUUUCUGAAAAAGAAGAUAAUAGAAAAACUGAGCUUUUAAAAUCAGAUGAUACAAUAAGAGAGACCGUUUUCAUAAAAAAGGAAGCACUAAUUGAUAAUUGUACUUCUGAAGGUGAUGUAAAUAAAGAAACCAAUAUAAAAAGGGAAGUAGAAAACGAUAAACUUGCAAGUGAAAGUGGAUUUAUUGACAAAACAUGGGGUUUUUCUAAAAAAGAAGAUAGUAGAAAAACUGACCCUUUAAAAUCAGAUAUAAUAGAAAAGGAAGUACUAGAUAAUAUUUCUGCAGUACAUGCUGAAGUCAAAGAAAAGGCAUUCAAAUGUAAAACCUGUGGUCAAAAAUUCACUAGAAAAUAUCUGCAUGGUAUAACAGAAAAAGCGGAGCUUCAGAGGGUGUAUACUAGAUGCAAUAAGGAACAGGCAACGCUGACUAGUGGUCACAUGACAACUUGCGCCAGGGUGUCAGCUGUGUUUGUUGAUGUAGCAAUUCAUAUCUAAAAUAAAUAAAUACCUAAUGAAAUUGUAAUUUAUUUAUAUUUAAUGAUUUAAAUAAUUAAAAAGUUUGUAGUGAAGUUUAAUAAUUAAUAAUGGAUUUUGGUACUAUGAAAUAUUCCGGAGUAAGGUUUUCUCUACAAAAAUAAAUAAAACAGAAAUAAAAAAUAUUGCAGUAUUUACGUGAUUAGUGCAAAGAGCGCAAAAUUUCGACACUUAGAAGUCUAUUCCAUAAAUUCAAGAUCUUGAUCUAACAAUGAAAACAUUUUAAUUACUUGCAAUAAUAAUUUGGGUGACAACUUUGAAUAAUAUCACAGCUGAAACCCUGGGAGUAGUUAUAUUAAUGACAACGAGAUCGCGUAGCACCACGAACCACUUACCAUUUGCAGCGUGGUUAAGGGCAAAAUUUGUUUUUUAAGAAAAAGCACAUUCAAGCCGGUCCUGUGUAUGAGUUGGUAACAUGGUAUGCACUGCAAUAAAAACUGCAGCUGCAUACAUCAAUGGAGAAUUAAAUAAGUUGUGCCGGUUAUUGUACGUCUAAGAUAAACAACAACAAUUGACACAUAAUGUUUAGACGCCUAUCGCGAUAAAAAUGAAUUAAAUAAGUACAUUCGUUCAUCGCUGAUAGCAUUCAUCACUGUAUAAAUUAUACAUCAACAUGUAUUACGAGCACAAAAGAAAAAAAAAAAAUGUUGGUUAUGAAAGCAUUAGGUAAACGAGUUGGUAUUAUUUGGAUAAUCGAAAUUUUAAAGGCAAAUUCCCAUCACCAUUUUAUGGGUGGUUUGCCGAUAGCCCUUAUCAUCCCACUAGAAAAAAUUAUUUACUGAUUUUUAUUUGCACUUAUCGAGGAGUCAUUGGUUCUGAAAACAAUAUUCCUAAACAUAUCUGCAUACAUACGUGCUACAAAAAUUGUUCGAAAUUAGAACCCCGUGGUAGAAGAUAGGCUUCGAUACGUUUAUUGAAAUCAUUUCUGAAUCGCGCAAAAACGUCCGGUAUUUAGCGUAUUUCAUUUGCAGCGAUCAUCACGCGGUCAUACAGAUCAUUACGGUUAUGCACUGCGAGGGGGUGCAAUAAAAUAAUGUCCGCACAGUUAGAAAGAUGUAUCUACCACAAGCGGGUUUGCGUCACACCAAUAGUGAUCAUUGUAAAUGUUCAGAAUUCCCCCCGCGUGAAACAGCAUUUGUAAAUAACACUCUAUGGAAAAAAUUAGGUUCUGCAGCACUUUCUGAAGCCAUACACAAAUCUACUUGCGACCGAAAAUCAAUUUCAAGCAAGGCUUGCACUUGCUGCAAGUUAUAUUCUGCAGUGACAUAUUAAUGUAUAUCAAUGGAUGUUGCUGCAUUGCUAAAUUAGUUUAUUGGACUUCGAUUGACUAAAUUCAGGGUUGAUGCUACUAAUUACUAUUUGGUUUAAAACGGCGUUGCAUUGUCGCAUUUUUUUCCAUAGCCGGAAUUACAUUUGCCUAUUAGAGUACCAUAAUAAAUAAUUCCUGCUUUAGGUAUUUUGAUUUCAAGUGGUACAUUUUCUGAAAGUAACCAGUUUUUAAUUUUUUUUAUUCCAUGUCAAUGUAAAUAAGUAAAUUGUAGAAAUUAUGUAAUGUCUCAAAGCUCAACUGCAUGUGUUACAUUCGUUGCCAACUUAAGUGAAAGAUCUUCAUAAACAUAUUUUAUCAUUACGUGUCAAUCAGGAUUCAAAGGCGAGCGUUUGUUUACUCUUUGAAGAUAUUCAGUUAAAUUCUGAUAUUCAUAAGACUUCAAAAUAAACAAUACAAAUAUUGUGGGAUUGUCGCAAAGAAAAUAUAAUGUGUUGUUUUUAUUGUAAAUUUAUACCUAAAUUAGUGGGUGUUAAAAUGUGUAUCUGAAUCUAUACAUCUAACAUACAAUAAUAAAUCAUGAUAGUACCUUGAUACCUCCUCAAUUAAUGGUAAUUACUAGGCUUCGGAUAAUUAUGCAUUAAAAAAUGGGUGCGUGUACUUAUGUACGCGCGUGAGAAGUUAUACUUCUUUGGCAUCAUUAAAAAUAGAAA